Molecule: messenger RNA, 999 nt
Organism: Colletotrichum higginsianum IMI 349063
Lineage: Eukaryota; Fungi; Ascomycota; Sordariomycetes; Glomerellales; Glomerellaceae
Product: Pectate lyase
Exons: 6
Coding region: 1-999 (332 amino acids)
Molecular function (GO): pectate lyase activity
Source: RefSeq, a predicted model, not a curated record
AUGAAGAUCACAUCCGCCUUGGCAACGCUCUUCGCCCUCGCGGCCGCGACCCCGACGCCCACCGUCGACAACGUCGCCGACAAGGCCCACCUUGUGAAGCGUGCCUCUGUCUCCGACAAGGCGACAAUUGGCUAUGCCACCCUGAACGGGGGGACUUCUGGAGGAUCCGGCGGCACCGUCACCACUGUCUCGUCCCUCGCCGAGUUCACCGCGGCCGUGAACGAGAAGGACACCACGCCCAGGGUCGUUGUUGUCAAGGGCAUCAUCAAGGGCACUGCCAAUGUCCGUAUCGGCAGCAACAAAUCUGUCAUUGGUCUUCCUGGCGGAGGAUUUGAGGGCAUUGGCCUGCACGUUCGUCGGCAGUCAAACGUCAUCAUUCGCAACAUCAAGUCUUCCUUCGUCCUGGCUUCCACAGGUGACGGUGUCAAGAUCGAGCAAAGCACCAACGUGUGGAUCGACCACAGCGAGUUCAGCUCGGCCCUUGUCGCCGACAAGGACUACUACGACGGCCAGGUGGAUGCCUCCCACGGAGCCGACUACAUCACUAUCUCUUACACCUACUUCCAUGACCACUGGAAGACUUCCUUGAUUGGACACAGCGAGAACAACGGCGCCGUGGACAGCGGCCACCUCCGCAUCACCUACGCCAACAACUACUGGGCCAACUUCGGCUCUCGUGGCCCGUCCCUGCGGUUCGGCACCGGUCACAUCUACAACUCUUACUACCUCAACGGCAACUCUGCCAUCAACACCCGCCAGAACGCCCAGGUCCUCGUCCAGAGCACCGUCUUCAAGAACGUGACCGUACCCAUCACCUCCCAAGACUCCGACAUUGUCGGCUACGCCGUGUCCAUCGGAAACGACCUUGGCGGUGCUGCCAACCUCGCUCCCGUCGGCACGCUGAACGCCAACUCUCCCCCGUACUCUUACACGCUCCUCGGCUCUGCCAACGUCGCCGCUACUGUUCCUGGACAGGCUGGCCAGAAGCUUACCUUCUAA